Molecule: messenger RNA, 1120 nt
Organism: Nanorana parkeri
Lineage: Eukaryota; Metazoa; Chordata; Amphibia; Anura; Dicroglossidae
Product: glycoprotein-N-acetylgalactosamine 3-beta-galactosyltransferase 1-like
Exons: 4
Coding region: 14-1120 (368 amino acids)
Cellular component (GO): membrane
Molecular function (GO): N-acetylgalactosaminide beta-1,3-galactosyltransferase activity
Source: RefSeq, a predicted model, not a curated record
AUCUUCCUCUGCCAUGGCAUUCUUCUUUGGCAAGUUUUCAUGGAUUGCAUUGACUCUUGGCAUCUUGGUGGGCUUCUUUACAACAUUUCUUGUUUUUCACACCAUCCUUCAGAGUUCGAGAACAAAGCCACCACUAGCCAUUCAGUCCUGGAGAUAUAUGGAGAAGCUACGGUCACUUGAUGAGUUUCCCCAUACUCACCUUUUAGAUAAAAGUGAAGUAAGUGAUGUACUUUCACAAAAGGUCAGAAUACUUUGCUGGAUUAUGACUGGACCAAAUAAUUUGGACACCAAAGCCAUUCAUGUGAAGUACUCUUGGACACGCCACUGCAAUGUUAUCCUAUUUAUGAGUUCGGUCACCAACAAUAGCUUCCCAACAGUGGGAUUGGACACCAAAGAAGGGAGAGAUCAACUGUACUGGAAGACCAUCAAAGCAUUCCAGUAUGUGCAUAAUAACUACCUGGAGAAAGCUGACUGGUUCCUAAAAGCAGACGAUGAUACCUAUGUUGUGGUGGAGAACUUACGUUGGAUGCUUUCAAAUUUUACAUCUGACCAGCCCAUCUACUUUGGGAAGCGAUUUAAACCAUUUGCCAAGCAGGGGUACAUGAGUGGUGGAGCUGGAUAUGUACUUAGUAAGGAGGCUCUGAAACGCUUUGUGGAAGGUUUCCAUAAUGGGACAUGCAAGCACACCACAUCCGUGGAGGACUUGGCACUGGGCCAAUGUAUGGAGAAAAUGGGUGUUAUAGCUGGAGACUCCAGGGACACUGUACAAAGAGAAACAUUCCACCCAUUUACACCUGAGUCACACCUUACAGAUCAAUAUGAUAAGAGAUUUUGGUAUUGGAGUUACAGCUUAUACCCUAUUGUGGAGGGUCCCCAGUGCUGCUCAGAUCUGGCUAUAUCAUUUCACUAUGUUGAUCCUCAACUUAUGCAUACUCUGGAGUACUUUGCCUACCACUUGAGAGCAUAUGGAUACCAGUAUCGCUACCAGCCCCCGCUGCCAGAGCCUGCAGACAAGCUGCCAAUACACAAGGAGGAGGGAAAUAUAGACAGAUUUCCAGUGCCUAUUGAGGAAAAUAAGCUGAAUGCUAUACAUUCAAAUGACACUGCCUCUUCCUCAUGA